AUGGCGUUCUUUGAGAGUGCUCCUUGUAUGUCCCGAUUAGUGGCUGUUAUGAACAUUUUGGGACGUCCAUUUACGUCUGCAACUAAUGUGCUGAACAUGGCGUAUUUGUUUGUUUGUGGAGACCGUGUUACGUUGCAAGAGGAAGGCGACGAGCGGCCCUCGACUGCCAUAAAUGAUGAAUGCCAAAUGGCGCAAGAAACGUCCUUCGUCCAGUUCUCAGCAUUUGUGGACAACCUGAGCUUUUUAUAUCCAGGAAUCUUCGAUAAUUUAGGACCAAACUCAUUUAAACAGUUUGAUCAAUUCUGUGUGGGCCAAGAGUUUCCUUUUAGUGCCGUGUUUAUCACAGAACGUGAAUGUUGUCGUUUUUGCGGAGCAAAACUGACAGUUUGUGAAGAUCAUAAAGAUGUCGUUGUGUACCAUUUAACGCGCGGUACAUACUUGGGAAGUAGAUUUACCAAGAAGUGCUCCAGGUGUAAAACACAAGAACAUUAUGGACAUUACAAGAAAGGAGGAAAAAGAAUUUUCGAUGGUGAAUGUCUAGAGAAGGAGUUCUUGUUGGCAACGGAGGAUACUGCUAUUGACAUGCAGCUCAUGAGAUAUUUGGACGAAGAGGUGGUUCAAGGUGCCUGUCCAUUUUUAUUAAAAGCGAAAGUCUACAAUAGUGUUCAUGGUUAUGGAAACUUGACAGAAUUGGAGAAAACCAAUUUAGAAGAAAAUGAUAUAAAACCAAAGAAGAGAAGGUAUGUAGCACUUUAGUAAUUAUUAAUUACUGUCGAAACAUUGGAAGUGUUGAUAAAAUAUUGCAUAAAUUCCUUUAUUCAGGUUGAUCAAAUAUUUAUUUGAUAGAAAAUUGAUAAACUUCCUGUCACUUUUAGAUGAGCCAAUUGGAUUGCGUUUCAGAACUGAUUGACCAAUAGGAAUUAACGCACAGGAAGUAAAAAGAAAUUUGAAUUCCUAGGAAUUGAUCAAUUUGAGGAAAUGAAUCCAUGCAAUAUUUUAUCAACACUUCCAUUGGCAUUGCAAUGACAAAAUGCUCCCUUGCAAUUGUGGUGCAGCGCUUUAACCAGCUGAGCUACAGAGUCCAGUUGUCGAGCUCUAACCACAAGUUCAUGUCAACCUGCGGCCCUGCAAGUAACUAAGUAAACAAAGUGAGUUAAGUGUCUAUACAGCCGGGUAGGGAUGUGGCGGGGGGGGGGAGGGGGGGGUUCAGUGGGUUAAACCCCCCUACAAUCUUAUAUUCUACUAACUACUAUAUCAUAUUAUAGAAUCUACUAACUACACUUAUAAAGUAUUCAACCGCACCAAAAUUUUGCUUCACCAUAAAAAUUCAACUUUAAAGGGGUCCUACAGUCAUUUUUCCACAGAGAUUCGUUUGGCUGUAUCUUGCAUGCAGUAUCCAUGAGUAUGAGUACAUCCGCACACCGGAAGAUGCAUGCAUGCUGUGAUGCGCAUGUUAAUUCUUUUCGACUAAAAAAUUAGUGUAGGGCCCCUUUAACUAUAGUCACUACAUAGCCAACACUGUGAGUGCUGUUCAAACUUGUGAGUGCUCCGAGGCUCAACUUCAUUUUCUUUCGUUGAUCACAUGUAGCAUGCUGUUUGUCUUUUUAUUUUGAAUUCUAUAUUUUGAAUCGGUUUUUCAGUUAGUCGGUUAUCUGAUAUUUAGAAGACUCGUGAAACCUAUCUGUAAAAAUAACCGAUUCAUCUUGGUUAACCGAAUAACCGCAUCACCCUAGCCAGCAGUUUACUAAAAAGCUAGCUGUAUAGUCAAUUUGUUUAGUAACCCAUUAAGCUGGAUAGCUUUGGCAUAUUUGACAAGUAAAUUUCUCUGGCAUUAGACAAGUAAAAAAUAAGUAGGGCACAUUGCAGCUCAAAUAUAGGUUAAACCUGUGUUCUUCACAAUCUUUGUGAAUGCAAUGUGUAAACAUAGCAGGCCUGGCCAAUGUGUGAGAAAUGUGGAAAUUUAUAAAGGUUUUUUUGUGUGAAGUGAGUGAACAGCCAGUUUUUUAGUAAACCUAUACACUGUCUAUAGUUAAUUAAAUUAAGGUUGAAUUUUUAUAAUAUAAACCAAUCGCAACCCCAAACCCACCUCAAGUCAGACAAAACAUGCCAUUAGAUUUUAUAUUAAUACAAAAAAAUUUCUAAGUGAUUGCCACUGCUGGCUAUCUUAGUAUCUAGUAGUCACUUCGUUUUUGUGAGAUUUUGGUCUAAGCCAGCACGUUUCCACUUAGAGGAAUGUGGCCAGAUUGGAAAGAAUUUAUUUAAUAGAUAACGUAGGAGAAUACAGUAUAAUACAGUUUUUGUUGCAAUGAAACAUUAUGUUGUGCGAACCGAACCUUUCCUGUGUGAUUUUAAUUCAUCUAUCCUCCCCCCCCCCCCCAUUAUUAAUAACCGGGACAAAAUGACGAUUUGUGAACAUGGGCCCCUGUCCCUCUGGAAAUUGCUGAUGAUAAACAAUAUACGAACAUUUUAGCGAGAUUUCCGGGCCCCUCUGAGCACUCCGGGCCCCAGGUAUUUUGCCCCCCCCCCCCUCUUGCCGGCCUUGCUGGUCCCUAAUCCAACAAAAAUUGUUUGCCAAAGUAUUAGGUAAUAUUUCCUUUCCUUACGCUGGUAGAUGUCUCAUUACAUAUAAAACCCACAAAAUGCUGCUUUUCAUGUGAUUAGUUAAUAAAAAAAGAAAUUUUGAUCUGCAAUUACUUGUUUUUUUUGUUAAUUUUAUGCUAAUUAGUUUGUACUCUUAUCAGUUAUUAUGAUGAAUGAUAUAUUUAGUACUUUUAACUAGAUUGUUGUUGUCAUAAUUUGUUUGAACACUAAAUAUACACUUUUACAAAUACAGCCUGAGAUAUACAGGCUAGGUUUAUGCUGUAAAUCAUCUGAACAGACUAAAAACAUAAUUUAUUCUAAAUUAUUAUUAUUAUUAUUAGAACUUUAUUUAAAGAAGGUUAAUUUACAAGGAAAUAUGCCAGUUUAGCUUUUGCUAAUCUUCCAGUGGACCUUCUAAAGUUAACUAUAUAAUCGAAUAUAUUUACAAUUACAUGCAUUACAAUUAACAUUUGUACAGAGUACAGUAUACAUAAUUACAUAAAGUACAUAUCGAUGUAGGUAUAACAAAUUAGAAUUAACACACACUGUACAUCUUACCGGUUAUUUUUAUACAUAUCCAAAAACAAUAGCCGGUUCCCCUUAUUACGUAUUCUGAAUACAACUACCAUGAUACUUUGCUGGUAUUUUCUUCAUUAUGCAAUACACGUCCGAAAAGCAUGCUGGUAGUUGUAUUCAGAAUACGCAAUAAGGGGAACCGGCUAUUCACAGGCUUUACGCUUGAAUGCUUGAAAUAAGCUGGAAGAUCUAAUAUCUGGUGGCAACAUAUUAUAAAAAUAUGCUCCAGUGUACCGAAGUUCAAGCCUGGUGAUUAUUAGUUUAUGGUUUGGUAUCCAUAAGUUCAUAUUGGGCCAUGCCAUUUAAUAUAGGCACCCUCCCCCCCCCCCUAUUGAGGGGUCUGGAUAUCCUAUGGGGGGGGGGAGGGGGUUUUUACCUUAAAAUUUCCUAGAGGGUAGCUUAAGAAGUUUUCCAAAAAAUAGCAAAAAUUAGGUGUUUUAGUGGGACUCCUCAAUAGGGGGGGGGGGGUGCCUCCCAUUGGCAGUACUUCAUGUAUGUCGCUGGGAAAUUGUUGACAAUGGUUUGAACAUAUUACAGCAUCAAUGAAAUCGAAAUUUUACCAUUAGAUAUACCAGAGGGUUAAAACGACAAGAAAAACUACAGAUGCGGAAAAGUCUUGACAGACGUAGACUUGAAGAGGCAUUCUUGCUGUAUGCAGUGUUGAAGAUGCACUUUGAAUAUGACCUAAAGAUUGAUCAUGUAGACUAUGACAGAAAUGUUUUGGUUGAGAAGGUUAUUGAACCUUUUCGUGAGAGGUUUCUGGAAAAAUGGAGUGGUAAGUUUGAUGUUAAACAUUUUUAUUUUCCUUUAUGUUUAUGUAUCAUGCAGAGUAAUGUCCAGCUGUUGUUUGGAUAACCCGAGGACAUACUUUGCAAACAUUCCUUGGCUGUAACGAAAAAGCAAGACAUGCCAUUUUAUGAUAACCUGGUCGCAGUAAUUGCUGAUGAAUCUCACACUUCAGUGAAUUAAUUUUUUUACCAACUAAGAUUGUUGGCCCAAACUGCGGAUUUUCUACCACAAGGAUCACAGAAUGUUUCGGAAUAUAAAUGUGGAUAAUGAUGUAACUGCCACUGGUUCCAAAUUUAGUUUUUAGGGAACACUUACAAAUUGUACAAAUAUUGUUUGGAAGUGCCAUAUAAAUUAUUUUAUCGUAGCUUUUCUUUUGUUUUACAUUUGUUUAUUUCUUCAGUAUACAGUAUUUGUUACAAGUUUAUAUAAGAAUUGGAAAAGCGUGUCCAGUUUUAAGUCAAAUGUUAUUGUUUUAUGGUUAAUUAGACCAUAAAUCAAAUAAAGAGGUGUGCUACUUUUUCUGCUGGAGUGCUGGGCACAGCUGAAAGCAUUUCCUUAGCCUAACCAAAAUACCUGCUCUGCUCACUAGUGGUGAAUUAGUAUAUUUUGGUAUGGCAACAUAAGAUAGCCAAGUAAGACAACUCUUGACGAAGGGCCUUUGCUUGAAACAUUGAGUUUCUAAUUGUUUUUUUUUCAGUUGGUUUUGGCAAACUGUUCGACCCUUGCAAAGACAGGAUUGCUAAUUAUUUGUAUUGGGCUUGUGGGCUUAUUGUUUGAACUGUAUUUCUGGACACCUGUCAGUGAUAAUUGUACAUGUGAUGAAGAUCAAGUUAUACAGUAUAAUAACCAUGUAAAACUUGCUGCUUGGUAUAUGUAAAAAGAAAGAUGAAGAGUUUAUAGAAAUUUAAAAAAUUGCCCCAAUUUUGCUCCCACAAGUCCAUGAGUGUGGAAGCAAAGUCAUUCUAUUAUGCUAUCAACUGGCAUUUGCAACGAAUAGGUCAUAGCUGCAAGGAAAUUUUAAUCUAAAAUUCUGAUUGUACAUAGUUAGCUGAAUUGUAUUUUUUAGGACACAGAUGCAAAGUAAAAGGUUGUGGUUCAGUUAUGGUUUUGGAUGGGAACAUGAAGAAUGCAAGAACGGUUUGCAGUUGCAAUAGUGUUGGAGAGUUAUCUUUUGGUGAACUUGGAAGUGUGCUUAUUGGUAAUACAUAUUUUGUGUUGUGUAUGCUUUGAACAAAAUAUUUUGCCUGUUUGCAUAAAUGUAUAAAUAGGCAACUAGUGCAAAUAUUCUUAUUGCCGUGAAGUGGAAUUAAGUGUACUCAUGACAUUGAGCAGAAAUAAUUAUACAUAGAAAAACAUGUUGAUUUUAAAAUGAACUAUGCACAUUAUUACCCGUUUUAGGGUCUUAUAAAACGGCGAGGCAAAAUAAUUUGCGUCGCCGUUCUUUAAAUCAUUAAGCUGCAGAGCUUCCCCAUUGAUGGGUAAAAUUGUCUGGCAAUAGACAAGUAAAAAAAAUAAGUAGGGCGCACUGGCGCACAUUGUGGAUCAAUGGGUGAACUAGAGACAUCGUCAGAUUUUUUGGUGACCCUGUUAAGCUGAAGAGCUUUCCCAUUGACGAGUAAAAUGAUCUGGCGUUAGACAAGUGAAAAAAAAUAAGUAGGGGGCACUGGCACGUAUUGCAGCUCAAUGGGUUAAGAGCCUCUGGAAGCAAGGUACAGUACGCGUAGCUGAUUAUUUAGGGUUUUGGUGUUCCCACUUUAGUUUCAGUGGUCCAUAUUGCUUGAGACACAAUGUUCUUUAUUUCAUAAUCCUUCUAAACAUAUUUUGAACAUUCACAUGGAUGUGUGUGAAUUCCUAUCAAGCAUGAUGUUUUACCCUGAUGCAUAAUGUUGUUAAACGGAAGGCACAAGACACUAAUUAUUACUUAUGCAUAUUUAAAUUUUAGGUUGUCCAAACACACCUGGAAAGGGAGUCCGAUAUUGCCAUAGUCAUGAAGGACUUGCAAGAAAAUACAUAGACGAAAAUAUUGCUGUGGAAGAUGCCGGGAAAAUAGGAAUAUCGACUGAUGAAGAUUUAAUUAUUGUUAGGGUGUUAAACAAUAAAUUGACUAGACAAGGAAACGUUUGUGAGGUGAGUUACCAUUUGAUUACAUAACUUCAUCAGUACGUUUUGUAUAACCCUUAAUAUAUAAUUAAACACAUCCUUUUUGCCUACAAUAAAAUCACUUCUAACAAAACUGUAGAAGUGAAAGGCACGUAUAUUAGACUUAUUAGUCAGUAUGGAACAAUGGUUGUAAAUUUUUAAUGACAUUGCAGGUCGUCGUUUAGAUUAAAUUAGCUGUAUAAGUAGUUCUUUCUCAAAUAAAUAUUAAGGUUGAAUGGUCCAAUGGUCAAACCUCAUGGGUCAAAGAAAGUAACUUGCCCUCUGGCCUGAAAGGAGUGAAAGGUGUGCAGUUGGAGAAUGUUGUUAGAGCUGUUGAUGUUGUUCAGUUUGGAAAGAAGUUGCGCUUUUUAGUUAAGAAUGAUGCUCAACAGAAGCUUGAUGGCUCCAAAUUAGUAGGAAAGUAAGUCCUUAUCUUGUGGUAAAACAUUGAAAUUUGUGUUCGUAAAUGGCAAAGAAAGAGGCAUUGUAUAAAGAGCCUGGAAGUUGGUGGAAUAAAUGGCGAUAACAACUAUGCAACUGCACGUAUUUGAACAAGAGUAUUGGAACGACUUUGUGGAUAGUUUUUACAUGCUUUUUAUAUAUGAUACAUACUUUCGUUACGGGUUACUGUGGGUAAAUUACCAACCAUUUCCAAUGCAAAAUUUGAAAACAGUUUCGAUAAUUUAGAUAAAAAUUGUAAUAUUUUCAAAAACAGUAAAUUUAACGUAUCUAGCCAUUUUUUCUCCAGUGCCCUCUCCUCCCAGCCAUAAAUAAUGACUGUUCCGUAUUGGACAAUACAUUUUUAUGUGCAUUCUUAAUAAAAUGAUUGCUUGAUUUAGCAAUGGGUUUGGUAUUGCUGAUGAAGACGAUGAAAUGGUUGCAGAAGGUGAGAACGGCAGAAGAAAGUUAGUUUGUGGAACUACGAAAGAAAAGCAUAAAGCAAAAAAUCUGAAAACUGCUGGUAAGGUUUUUUAUAAUAAAGGGCCGUUUACACCAGCAAUUUUUCCUGUGAUUUUUAAUACGAUUAAUAUUCUGAGUAUAUGUACCCUCAUCUAAACAUUCAUAACUCAUCCACUCCUUCACAUCUAUCAGAAGAUCGCACUAGAAAACGCAGCAAAAAUUGCAAGUACAAACGGGCCUUAAGAGAGGUUUAUUUAUUAGACAUCAUCCUAAAGGUGCAUGUUAUGAUCCCUUCUGAGUACCAUAGAACUCUGAUCAGUCUAACCAAACCUCGUCCCCCCACCCCCUUUACUUUUGGGUGUGGUGAAUUUGAAUCAAAAUUAUGCAUGUUUCAGUUUGAUAAUACAAGUAGGGCAAAUAGCGCUUGAAGUGAAUGUUAAAAGUCCAUAAGUAAAGUGUUAAAUCAUUAUGCGGAACGUUCCUGGUGCGUUUAACCAGUUAUAUUUGGCAUUCCCUUUAAAUAAUUGUAAUGUUUAUGCUUGAAACCUAAAUCUGUUGGCAAUUGUUGUGUACAGUGUCCGUAUUGUGUGGAUGUGUUGCAUACCAUUUCGAUGGUUUAACCUUGUGAGAGUGACGUGAUUGUGAUUCGCUGUUUAACGUCAGACACAUGUUUUUCAGACGUGGCAUUGUUCUUUAUGGUUAUUCUUUUUAAAAUGACCAAUGCUAGUCCAGUUUUUGUAUACAUUGUAUUAUUACUUUAAAAAUCCCAAAGUGCAUUACAUAUGUUAUACAACGUUCGUUUGAUUUUACUCCAUUUAGGUUGUCUUUCGUUUCAAUGGCCCUGCGGUAUCGUAAUUAAUAUUGCAGAGAUGUUUAACUGCGAAUCAAAGAGCCAAGUAUAUGGUCAUUUACAUGAACUAAUGGAAAGAGACAACAUGUCAGCAGUCAGUAAGUUAUACACCUGUACAUGCAGUAUAUGGAAUGGAAUAUUAGCAAUUCAGAUCAGGUGA
Paramuricea clavata is the source of this 7994-nucleotide messenger RNA. Lineage: Eukaryota; Metazoa; Cnidaria; Anthozoa; Malacalcyonacea; Plexauridae. The record is from the annotation of a GenBank genome assembly.